AUGGUAGAAGAAGAGAGGGUCGUAUUUACUGCCAGCAAGUCUAAGUCCUCAGUAACAUUUGUCCGGAGCUGGACUCAACUCGUUGGUUGUUCUGGAAGUGUCGUCAUCCCUGGGGUGCUGCUAAAGCUAUGCCCUGGAGGAUUUGUCCGCCAGGGAUGCCCCCAGCGAUCACGGGGCACUGUCCAGGGAGGGUCCGAAAUAUACGGAGUGACGGGCGGACUCUCCUGCGUGGAUCCAGGAGCCGUGUCUGGGGCAUUUGGUUGUCGGCGUCCGCAGGCGGCCCAACACCUCGGCAUUGUUCACCAUCACAGGAACGCCAGGGCACUUAAGGAGACGUUUCAUCAUCUCUGCUUCGCAAGAGAACCGAGCUCCAUCCACAGAGGAGAUGGACCGGUUGCGUCAUCGGAACCACCAGACGGACUGACGGGCGGACUCUCCUGCGUGGAUCCAGGAGCCGUGUCUGCGGCAUUUGGUUGUCGGCGUCCGCAGGCGGCACAACCCCUCGGCAUGGUUCACCAUCGCAGGAACGCCAGGGCACUUAAAGAGUCGUUUCAUCACCUAUGCUUCGCAAGAGAACCGAGCUCCAUCCACAGAUUCCUCCAUGCCAUCGUUCUGGAGGUUGAAAUCCCGCAUGGGAUAGACUUAUGA
This is a messenger RNA of Darwinula stevensoni, 648 nucleotides long. The record is from the annotation of a GenBank genome assembly. Lineage: Eukaryota; Metazoa; Arthropoda; Ostracoda; Podocopida; Darwinulidae.